AUGACGGGCGUCAUCUAUACUGUAAGCAAAGAGAGGUUUGGCUUUGCUGAGAAGAAACCAGAGAAGCCAGCCCCAAUCAUCAGCAGAAGACAGAGGCUAAUCAAACAGACCAGAAAGGAGCUUACAAGUGUAAAGAGGCAGUAUAGAAAAGCCAAGGUAGAAGAGAAAGUAGGACUCCAACAGUUACGAACCACUUUACGAGAGAAACUCAGCACUCUCAACAAGGCUGAGCAAACAAGACAGAGGAAAAGGAAGAGGGAGAGACAGAGAGCUAGAUUCAUCCAGAAUCCAUACCAGUUCUCCAAAGACAUCCUUGACAACGAACGAUCAGGAACAGUAGAGAGCAGUAUGGUGGACAUAGAACAGCACUUACGCAAUGUCCACAGUGAUCCUUCACGGGAGGUUCCACUGGGUGACUGUUCAAGGCUAGAACCAGAAGACCCACCAGAAACUCCUUUGGACACAAAGGAGCCAUCAUUGUCUGAGGUACAGCACGUGGUGAAGAAAGCGAGGACAGGCUCAGCCCCAAGCCCGAAUGACAUUCCUUAUCGUGUCUAUAAGAUGUGCCCAGGCAUACUUCGGAAACUAUGGACCCUACUUAGAGUUAUUUGGAGAGAGGGCAAAAUCCCGGAUUGCUGGAAGAGAGCGGAGGGAAUAUUCGCCCCAAAGGAGAAGGACUCGAAGGAUAUUGGUCAGUUCCAGACCAUUUCUCUGCUCAACGUAGAGGGGAAGAUAUUCUUUGCAGUCCUAGCCAAGCGACUGACAACGUUCUUUACUGACAACAACUACGUUGAUACGUCAAUUCAGGAGGGUGAAGUUCCCGGAUUUUCAGGAUGCGUCGAGCAUACCAGUGUUCUCAGCCAAGUGAUCCGGGAAGCACGAGUGAACCAUGAUGACCUGACUGUGUUGUGGCUAGACCUUGACAACGCUUAUGGAUCAAUACCCCACACGUUGAUUGAGAAGUCACUUGAGCAGUAUCAUGUACCAGAACACGUUUGUAACCUGGUAAAAGACUACUACAAAGGCAUUAAGCUACGCUUUGCUGUGGGAGACAAGACAACAGCAUGGCAAAGCUUGAAGAAAGACAUUGUCACAGGAUGCACAAUCUCUGUGGUCCUGUUUGUGAUUGGUAUGAACCUCAUCAUCAAUGCGGCGAAGAAAGAGACACGUGGUCCAAAAGCAGCGACAGGAAUCUACCUACCUCCAGUUAAGGGAUUCAUUGAUGACCUCACUCUGACAGCAAAGACCCACAUUCAAGCAAGGUGGAUGCUUUCGGCCCUAGAAGAGGCAGCAACUUGGCCCAGAAUGAGGUUCAAACCCAGAAAGUCCAGAGCACUUGUUAUCAGGAAAGGCCAACCUACCAAGAAAUUCAAUCCGACAGUGCAAGGUGAGGUCAUACCAUCGAUAAUGGACAGCCCCAUUAAAUGCCUUGGGAAGUGGUAUGAUGCUACACUCCAAGAUGGGAACAACAUCAAGCGCAUCAAGAACCAGCUCACUGAAGGGCUGAAUCAGAUUGACAGAAGCGGACUACCUGGCAAAUUCAAGGCCUGGUUAUUCCAGUAUGGACUUCUCCCACGACUGAUGUGGCCACUGAUGCUUUAUGAGGUGGCAACAACAGUGGUGGAAGGACUGGAGAGAACCAUUAGUAGGCAUUUGCGAAAGUGGCUUGGCGUACCACCCAGCUCCAGCAACAUUGGGCUCUAUGGACGAUCAAAUCAACUACAGCUCUCAUUGAGUUCGUUGGUGGAGGAGUACAAGGUGGCAAAAGCCAGACUUGUCAUGACGCUGAAGGAUUCAAGGGAUGACAUGGUCCGAUGA
Molecule: messenger RNA, 1818 nt
Organism: Dreissena polymorpha
Lineage: Eukaryota; Metazoa; Mollusca; Bivalvia; Myida; Dreissenidae
Exons: 1
Coding region: 1-1818 (605 amino acids)
Source: RefSeq, a predicted model, not a curated record